AUGCAGACAUUACUAAUCAAUCAACUCCUUUUGAGCCUUUACUCAGCCUCGACAUCUGUGGCUCAGAGCUCCCAGGUGGUUAUUAUUGCCUUCAUUCUUUAUAAUACCCUCACAUUUCGGAAGAGUAAAAUAAGCUGCAGAGAAGCUUUGCCGUCAGGAUUAGAAGCUGGAACCCUCAGUUUAGAGAUUGGUGCCUAUGGUCCUGAACACUGGGUCACGUCCAGUGUCAGCUGCAGGGGCCGUCACCAGUCUCCUAUAGACAUUUUAGACCAGCAUGCACGUGUUGGUGAGGAAUACCAGGAGCUGCAACUUGAUGGCUUCGACAAUGAGUCUUCUAACAAAACCUGGAUGAAAAACACAGGGAAAACAGUUGCCAUCCUUCUGAAAGAUGACUAUUUUGUCAGUGGUGCUGGCCUGCCUGGCAGAUUCAAAGCUGAGAAGGUGGAAUUUCACUGGGGCCACAGCAAUGGCUCAGCAGGCUCUGAACACAGCAUCAAUGGAAGGAGGUUUCCCGUCGAGAUGCAGAUUUUCUUUUACAAUCCAGAUGACUUUGACAGCUUUCAAACUGCAAUUUCUGAGAAUAGAAUAAUCGGAGCCAUGGCCAUAUUUUUUCAAGUCAGUCCGAGGGACAAUUCUGCUCUGGAUCCUAUUAUCCAUGGGUUGAAGGGCGUCGUACAUCAUGAGAAGGAGACCUUUCUGGAUCCUUUUGUCCUCCGGGACCUCCUGCCUGCAUCCCUGGGCAGCUAUUACCGGUACACGGGUUCUUUGACCACCCCACCGUGUAGCGAAAUUGUGGAGUGGAUCGUCUUCCGGAGGCCUGUCCCCAUCUCCUACCACCAGCUCGAGGCAUUUUAUUCCAUCUUCACCACAGAGCAGCAAGACCACGUCAAGUCGGUGGAGUAUCUGAGAAAUAACUUUCGACCACAGCAAGGUCUGAAUGACAGGGUCGUGUCCAAGUCUGCUGUCCGUGAUGCCUGGAACCAUGACAUGAUGGACUUCUUAGAAAACCCUCUAGGGACAGAAGCCUCUAAAGUCUGCAGCUCUCCACCCAUCCACAUGAAGGUGCAGCCUCUGAACCAGACGGCACUGCAGGUGUCCUGGAGCCAGCCAGAGACCAUCUACCACCCCCCCAUCAUGAACUACAUGAUCUCCUACAGUUGGACCAAGAACGAAGAUGAGAAGGAGAAGACGUUCACAAAGGACAGUGACAAAGACCUGAAAGCCACCAUUAGCCAUGUCUCACCCGAUAGCCUUUACCUGUUCCGAGUCCAGGCCGUGUGUCGGAACGACAUGCGCAGCGACUUCAGCCAGACAAUGCUCUUUCAAGCUAAUACCACUCGAAUAUUCCAAGGGACCAGAAUUGUGAAAACAGGAGUGCCCACAGCGUCUCCUGCCUCUUCUGCCGACAUGGCCCCCAUCAGCUCGGGGUCUUCUACCUGGACAUCCUCUGGCAUCCCCUUCUCCUUUGUUUCCAUGGCGACUGGGAUGGGCCCCUCCUCCAGCGGCAGCCAGGCAACAGUAGCCUCGGUGGUCACCAGCACUCUCCUUGCCGGCCUGGGGUUCGGCGGUGGCGGCAUCUCUUCCUUCCCCAGCACGGUGUGGCCCACACGCCUCCCGACAGCAGCCUCAGCCAGCAAGCAGGCGGUCAGACCAGUCCUUGCAACGACAGAGGCCUUGGCUUCUCCAGGGCCGGACAGCGAUUCUGUACCAACCAAGGACAGUGAGGGUGCAGAAGAAGGGGACAAGGAUGAGAAAAGUGAGAGUGAGGACGGGGAACGGGAGCAUGAGGAGGAUGGAGAGAAGGACUCCGAGAAGAAGGAGAAGAGUGGAGUAACCCAUGCCGCCGAGGAGGGGAACCAGACCGAGCCCACCCCCACACCCUCCUCUCCCAACAGAACUGCCGAGGAGGGUGGGCAUCAGACUAUAUCUGGGCACGAGCAGGACCACACUGCCCUCCCCACAGACCAGCCGGGCAGAAGGAGGGAUGCCGACCCAGGCCUGGACUCUGAUUCGGUCACUUCCACCCAAGUGCCCCCCACAGUCACAGAGGAACAUUAUGCAGGGAGUGAUCCCAAGAGGCCUGACAUGCCAUCUAAAAAGCCUAUGUCCCGAGGGGACCGAUUUUCCGAGGAUAGCAAAUUUAUCACUGUUAAUCCAGCAGAAAAGAACACAUCUGGAACGAUAAGCCGCCCUUCUCCAGGGAGGAUGGAGUGGAUCAUCCCUCUGAUUGUGGUAUCAGCCUUGACCUUCGUGUGCCUCAUCCUUCUCAUUGCUGUGCUAGUUUACUGGAGAGGGUGUAACAAAAUAAAGUCCAAGGGCUUUCCCAGACGUUUCCAUGAAGUGCCUUCUUCUGGGGAGAGAGGAGAGAAGGGGAGCAGGUGA
Molecule: messenger RNA, 2382 nt
Organism: Cynocephalus volans (Philippine flying lemur)
Lineage: Eukaryota; Metazoa; Chordata; Mammalia; Dermoptera; Cynocephalidae
Product: receptor-type tyrosine-protein phosphatase gamma-like
Exons: 13
Coding region: 1-2382 (793 amino acids)
Biological process (GO): one-carbon metabolic process
Cellular component (GO): plasma membrane
Molecular function (GO): carbonate dehydratase activity; protein binding; zinc ion binding
Source: RefSeq, a predicted model, not a curated record